This is a messenger RNA of Cryptomeria japonica (Japanese cedar), 1746 nucleotides long. Its product is annotated as pyruvate dehydrogenase E1 component subunit beta. The transcript is spliced from 4 exons. The coding region runs from base 403 to 1632 and encodes 409 amino acids. Gene Ontology annotation, biological process: pyruvate decarboxylation to acetyl-CoA. Lineage: Eukaryota; Viridiplantae; Streptophyta; Pinopsida; Cupressales; Cupressaceae. Gene Ontology annotation, molecular function: pyruvate dehydrogenase (acetyl-transferring) activity. The record is from RefSeq and is a predicted model, not a curated record.
UGGUGGAGGUAGAUGGGAAGGCAGCCCAAAAAUUUAAACCAAACAUUAAACAAGAGAAAGACAACAAUGUCUGUCAACUAAUCCAAUGCAAAUUCCAGCAGAAAAUUAAGGAGAAAACGGAGAAAACGAAGCACUCGUUACAAUUAAGGAGUGAGUUUUGUGUUGAUUGUAUUGGAACGCACAUUCAUCCCAAAAAACAAAAAGCCCAGUGGAGAAAUAGAAGAAGAGAAACCUCUAUCCCUCCGUCCGAAUGCUUUGCCGAGAAAGUACAAUUUAUACAAGCACAAUACGUAUAUAUUUGAGUACCCUUUUCUAAUUUUGCAUUGCAAUUGCUCGAAUAGUUAGCACUUGCAUGGUGCCUCUUCAAUAUUACUGUGCUUUUGGGAUUCAAUUUUAUAUGAAAUGGCAAGUUCAGCAUUAGUACAAGGGUUCGGAGGGUUCUCAGCUCUUAUAUCUCCCAAUUCAUCUUCUCCACAGAAAAGGUUGAUUAUUGGGGUCCCGAAGCUUCAAUCAGAGACUAAGAAAAGUUUCAUCAGUAUCAGAUCAGAUGCAUCAGUUUCCCAUUCUUCAAAUUCAGUGAAUCGAGCCUCCAAGUUGGUCACUAAUGCUGUUGCGGUGAAGGGUGAAGCUGCUGCAAGUCCUGUAUCGUCAAAGGGUGGGCAUGAGCUACUUUUGUUUGAGGCUCUUCGUGAAGGUUUGGACGAGGAGAUGGAGAUAGACCCUCGAGUUUGUGUCAUUGGAGAAGAUGUGGGUCAUUAUGGAGGCUCAUACAAAGUUACCAAAGGAAUGGCAACAAAAUAUGGUGAUUUGAGAGUGCUGGAUACACCUAUAGCAGAAAAUUCCUUCACAGGGAUGGCCAUUGGGGCUGCCAUGACAGGUCUAAGGCCUAUAAUUGAAGGAAUGAACAUGGGUUUUCUAUUGUUGGCAUACAAUCAAAUAUCAAAUAACUGUGGCAUGCUUCAUUAUACUUCUGGGGGGCAGUUUACUAUUCCUGCGGUUAUACGAGGUCCUGGGGGUGUAGGGAGGCAGCUAGGUGCAGAACAUUCUCAGCGCUUAGAAUCUUACUUUCAGUCUGUUCCUGGACUACAAAUGGUUGCUUGCUCAACACCAUACAAUGCAAAGGGAUUAAUGAAAGCAGCAAUUAGAAGUGAGAACCCGGUUAUCUUGUUUGAGCAUGUUCUUCUCUACAACUUGAAAGAGAAGAUUCCAGAUGAAGAAUACAUAUGUUGUCUGGAAGAGGCAGAAAUGGUUCGACCAGGUUCAGAUGUAACCAUUCUUACUUAUUCUCGGAUGAGAUAUCAUGUUAUGCAAGCAGCAAAGACACUAGUGAAUAAGGGUUAUGAUCCAGAAAUAAUUGACAUCCGUUCUUUGAAGCCCUUUGAUCUGUACACAAUUGGGAAUUCGAUUAAAAAGACACACAAAGUGCUGAUUGUUGAGGAGUGCAUGCGAACAGGUGGCAUUGGAGCUAGUCUCAGAGCUGCAAUUAUUGAGAACUUCUGGGACUAUUUAGAUGCACCUAUUAUGUGUCUAUCAUCACAGGAUGUGCCCACACCAUAUGCAGGCACGCUAGAGGAAUGGACAGUGGUGCAGCCACCCCAAAUUGUAUCAGCAGUGGAGCAAAUUUGUCAGUAGAAUCUUAGUUGAUUUUAACUGUCCAAAAUAGUGUAAGAAUCAACAAACUACUUUUGUGCUUCCGUCUAGUUAUGCUUACAUUCGAUUUAUCUAAUUGAUUUAGUUCUUCUAUCA